Messenger RNA from Eurytemora carolleeae, 1196 nucleotides. Its product is annotated as adenylate cyclase type 8. Gene Ontology annotation, molecular function: adenylate cyclase activity. The transcript is spliced from 13 exons. Lineage: Eukaryota; Metazoa; Arthropoda; Copepoda; Calanoida; Temoridae. The coding region runs from base 79 to 1104 and encodes 341 amino acids. The record is from RefSeq and is a predicted model, not a curated record. Gene Ontology annotation, biological process: cAMP biosynthetic process; intracellular signal transduction; adenylate cyclase-activating G protein-coupled receptor signaling pathway.
GACAAUUAUUUUAAGGUUGAAAUAGCAUCGUCCCUGGACUUCCUAUGGAAGGAGCAGGCCCAGAGAGAGAACACUGAGAUGGAAGAGAUGAGGAGACAUACUAACCAACUUCUUCAGAAUCUGCUUCCAUUGCAUGUUGCAAAAUUCUUCCUUCAAUGUGAGAGAAAUUGCGAAGAUCUAUUUGCGGAAGGUAGACAAAAUGCUGGAGUAAUGUUUGCCAGUAUACCUAACUUUACAGAGUUCUAUUCAGAGGAUAUCAACGAGGGUGUUGAAUGUAUUCGACUUCUGAACGAGAUAAUUGUCGAUUUCGACCAGAUUCUAGACGACGAGAAGUUUGAAACUGUCGAGAAAAUAAAAACUGUAGGAAGUACUUAUAUGGCAGCUAGUGGUAUUUCUCCUGCGCAGAUAUUGCAGGACCAAUUUGCGCAUUUAUGUGAUUUGGUGGAUUUUGCUACAGAGAUGACGAUUAAGUUGGAGGAGAUAAACAAACAUUCGUUCAACAAUUUUCAACUUAGAAUUGGUUUGGCAGUUGGACCAUUAGUGAGCGGCGUCAUAGGCGCUACAAAACCGGUUUUUGAUAUCUGGGGAGAUACAGUUAACGAGGCGAGCAGGAUGGAUAGUACAGGAGUACUCGGCCACAUUCAGGCUUCUCAGAGAACAGCUCUUAUUUUAGCAGACAGGGGAUAUGUUAUAAAGGAGAGAGGAAUCGUUAACGUAAAAGGAAAGGGGGAGAUGAGAACAUAUUUUGUGCUGGGACGGCGGAUAUCCAGGGCGUGGCGGACAGGCCGCGGAAGUGGAACAGCCAAUAAUUCCCUGGCGGAGGUUGUUUACGGAAUGGUUCGAGCACGGCGGAGAAGAACUAUUAAACAAGAUAAAGCAAAAAAGGAAGAACGAAAGGAAGAAAGAAAAGAUGAUUUGCAGGAAGAAAUAGGGUCAGAAACUAAUCUUCCUUUACCUCAGGAUGCCAACAUAAAAUCAAGAAACAAUCCCAUUAGAAGAAGCUUACGAAGACUGAAUACUCUGAGAGGUGUGCGAAGCGGACCAUUGACUGAACCUUCUAAAUUUGAGAGUGAGCAAAUGAGCAAAGCGAGUGUAGUCAUCUGAAUAAAAUCUUGAAAAAUGAUGAAUUGGGGCCAAAAUUCUAUUUAUUUAUAUAGAAAUAUCCAUAAACAGACAAUAAAAAUCUGUAUGUGCAA